AUGUAUCCUCUAAGAAUCGAUAGCACCAGCCAUCUUCUGAGCGCUUCACUCAUAUCCUUGGUGAACUUUAUCGCUAUAAGCUAUUUCUCCGAAUUCUACACCGUAUGUGUCAUUAAAAACUCGCCUGAUAACAUCCUACUCAACGUGCCAGUCCCAUCGGUGGUCAUUACAGUCGAUACGAACUUCAAUGAAACUCUCCAAACCGCCGUCGACGACGGUUGUCAAGCAUUCAUAGUAUCCGAACGGGCAUUGUUCACAUUCCUGGAUGCGUUUGUCGAGAUUCACGAUAUCUCGGAUCAACGAUCAGCCAACAAGAGACUGAUGAUUCUGAUGGACUCGUAUGAUCAAUCGUUUCUGGAUAGCAUUGUGAAGCACCGGAAUACGGUGGAGUUACCGAACGUGUUGAUUGCGAUUGCGGACCGAGUGAAUAAUUCCAUCGCUCUCUAUACCACGAAACUAUCCAACAAUGGAACGAGGAGCACCGUAACUGUGGAGAUCAAACCUGUCUAUGAUCCCGAUUACUUUCCGGAUAAGUUCAGCGACAUGAACGGUAUUCCGAUUCAUCUGUGUACGCUGAUGUAUCCACCGUAUUCGUAUUACGAAGAAACGGUACCGGAGAAAGCCAACGCUCGAUACGUGGCAUCAUUCAAAGAGGAUAUCCCUCUUUUCCUAGAUGGAACAGAGGUUUCCCUGAUUGUAGAGUUUUGCCGCAAAUAUAACUGCAAUGUUGAAGCCACUUUUGACGAGAUUUUCCAGUGGGGUGAAGUCUACGAUAACCAUACGGGGAAUGGUCUAGUCGGCUCAGUCGUCGAACGUCGCGCUGAUAUUGCUGUGGCAGCUAUCUACUACUGGCUAGAACCGUACAAGUUUGCUACGUACACUCAACCAAUAAGUCGAUCAGGAGUUACAGUCUUGGUCCCAAAACCUCGUAUUCUACCACCAUGGCGAACACCGUUCCUUUCCUUCACCUUGUCACUGUGGACCGCAGUACUCGUAGCAUUCUGCGUUGGCAUUUUGGCCGUAUGGUUGAUCGAAAAGGUUCGCUUGAGUAUUUUGCAACCAGAUGAACUGCCGGUCACGUUCAGUGACUCAGCGUUGAUGAUGAUCGGUUUCUACAUGGGGCAAAGUGCUCGAAUGCAGACCGAUCUGAUGUCAUGCAUUCUGCUGUUCACCUCACUACUGUUUGCCGGUUUUAUGGUCGGCAACAGCUACGGCGGUGGCUUGGCUGGUAUCAUGACCAUUCCACAGUACGAGAAAUCAAUCGAUACGACCGUGGAUUUGGCCAAUAGUGGAAUGAUGUGGGGAGCCACUGCUCUACCGUGGAUAUUCGCAAUUCUUGCAGCACCACAGCCUCACAUGAAAAAAUUGGUCACUUCAUACCGCGUUGUAAGUGACAAGUUCUUGAAUGAACACGCCAAGACUCAUGAUAUGGGAUUUGGUGGUGAGCGUACCGAGUUCCAACAUUUCGUACCGGCAGACUUCGUUGAUAGUGAGGCAUCCACCAUGCUGCAACUGCUGAAGGACGAUCUCUACUGGGGAAGUGUAGCCGCGAUGGUUACCAAGACUUGUCCGUUCAAGCAAAAGUUCAACGAUCUGAUCAUGCAGGUCAAGCAGUCCGGUAUACAAAAAUACUGGGAGCUACAGGCCGCCAAUCGCUAUUUGCACGGAACGAUUCAGUUGAACAUUCUGAACGCCCGCUCGGCUGGAUCGGAAGAUGGCGCUGUAAAGCUUACGAUUUCGCACUUUCUCGGCGCUUACAUGAUUCUGGCGGUUGGUUUGGGCACUGCAUCGUUGAUUUUUUUGUUGGAGAUAUCCCGAUCACGUAUGGCCAGUUUGGUUUAUAGAUGGAAGAUAAAUUUGCGCAAGAAGCUUUCUUUGCAUCACAGGAAAUAA
This is a messenger RNA of Ochlerotatus camptorhynchus, 1893 nucleotides long. RefSeq names its product glutamate receptor-like. The transcript is spliced from 6 exons. Gene Ontology annotation, molecular function: ligand-gated monoatomic ion channel activity. Lineage: Eukaryota; Metazoa; Arthropoda; Insecta; Diptera; Culicidae. The record is from RefSeq and is a predicted model, not a curated record. Bases 1 to 1893 code for a protein of 630 amino acids. Gene Ontology annotation, cellular component: membrane.